Molecule: messenger RNA, 4665 nt
Organism: Pecten maximus
Lineage: Eukaryota; Metazoa; Mollusca; Bivalvia; Pectinida; Pectinidae
Product: cell death abnormality protein 1-like
Exons: 20
Coding region: 74-2149 (691 amino acids)
Molecular function (GO): scavenger receptor activity
Source: RefSeq, a predicted model, not a curated record
GUAAACACAUACAGACCCGAGGAAGACUGGGGUGUACUUCCUUGUUGCUACCGAGCCUUCAUAAUAUUCAGAAAUGGCGAAAAGAAGUGUAGUGUUAAGCAGAGAUGUUUGUCUGGUCCUAUUUCUUGUAUUAAACAGUGCAAGACCUGAAGGAAACCUCGCUUGGUCUAAGACAGCUACACAGAGUAGUAACCAUAACGACGGGAAUUGGCUGGCGAGUGCUGCUGUGGACGGAUGUUUGAAGACAUGGCUAGAGUCUGGUUGUUGUACACAUACAUUGGGAGGAAGUCGGAAGAUCGCAUGGUGGCGGGUUGAUCUUGGACAAAUGAGUACAAUAAACACAAUAAGGAUACUGUACAGAAAUAACUUUCAGCAAAGACUGGCCGGAUACCAGCUUUAUGUAUCCAAUACCACCGAUUCGCCCACAGACGGUGUCCUCUGUUAUGAGGACACUAGCAGUAGUAGAAGUGCGGUACAGUUAGACCAGACACACCCGUGCCCGUAUGUAGGUCGGUAUGUGACCGUGUACAACUAUAGAAACAACCCAAAACGAUACAACUGGUAUAGUGAUUAUGCAGUAUUGGAGCUCUGUGAGGUUGAAGUGUAUGGGUGUCCAUUAGGGAUGUAUGGUGACGGUGACUGUAGCCAAGUAUGUCCGGCCAGCUGUUACGGAGGCAACUGUAACUCUAAAACGGGUUCUUGCAUGUACUGUUCUCCAGGAAAAUACGGCACUGCGUGUGCAAAUGAUUGCUCUGUGAAUUGUAAAGACAGUUUGUGUAAUAUAGACUCUGGAUUUUGUUUAGAAUGCAUUUCGGGAAAGUUUGGAGAUACCUGCAAUCAGGACUGUUCUGUCAACUGUAAGGAUAGCAUAUGUGCAAAGAACACCGGAUACUGUACUGAGUGUGUCGUUGGGAAGUUCGGCAAUACCUGCGAUCAAGACUGUUCUGUCAACUGUAAUAACAGAUUAUGUGCCCAGGCCAACGGGUUUUGUAACGAAUGUGUCGUUGGAAAGUUCGGCAAUACCUGUGAUCAAGACUGUUCUGUAAACUGUAAUAACAGAUUAUGUGCCCAGAACAACGGAUAUUGUAACGAUUGUGUUCCUGGCAAGUUUGGUAACACAUGUGAACAAAACUGCUCCGUAAACUGCUUAAAUAGACUUUGUGCCAAGGACUCCGGGGAAUGUGAUGAAUGCAUUGUGGGAAAGCAUGGACAAUUUUGUGGCGAUGACUGCCCACUUAACUGUAAAGACAUUGUGUGUGACCGGGAUUCUGGUUUCUGUACUGAAUGUGUCGUUGCGAAGUUCGGCAAUACCUGUGAUCAAGACUGUUCUGUAAACUGUAAUAACAGAUUAUGUGCCCAGGCCAACGGGUUUUGUAACGAAUGCAUUGUGGGAAAGCAUGGACAACUUUGUGGCGAUGACUGCCCAGCUAACUGUAAAGACAUUGUGUGUGACCGGGAUUCUGGUUUCUGUACUGAAUGUGUGUCCGGAAAAUAUGGAAAUACGUGUGUCCAGGACUGCUCUACAAACUGUAAGGACGGGUCGUGUGACGGACACAGUGGACGUUGUACAGAAUGCAUCCUUGGAAAGCACGAAGAAAGCUGUGAUCAGGACUGUUCUGUAAAUUGUUUGGACGGAUGUACAAGAUACAACGCCACAUGUAUAAAAUGUAUUACCGGAAAACAUGGAGACGCGUGUGAUAAAGACUGUCCGAUGAACUGUGAAGACAAUAAGUGUGUCCGGCCCACGGGGCUUUGUAGCGGUUGUAUUACUGGGAGUUAUGGUGUAACAUGUUCCCUGACUUGUCCUGUGACGUGUAAAGACUUCGUGUGUCAUCAACAAACCGGCCAAUGCUUAGAUUGUUAUGCUGGAAAGUACGGAGUGGUGUGUGGCGCUGAUUGCCCGGACACAUGUACGGACAACAUAUGUAGUAAGGACGAUGGACAAUGCCUAACUACUAGUAGCCGAUUCCAAAUUGAUCAUAAUAGCUGUUUUGGCCUCUGUUUGUGGACUGCUGAUAGCUGCGUUGAUCGCUUUAGUAUUAUACCACAUACGAAGCAGACAAAAGAGAAAGAACUCGUCAAAUACGGAUACAAAUUCGAAAGAAGAACAAUCCGUUCCGGACACGGGGUAUACGUCUCUUUCUCAUGAUCAAGAAGAACCUUCCCACGUCUACGAAAUGGUGGUCACCUAGUAUGCUAGAUACGUUCAUCAAAUUCACCAAGUCAGGUCAAUGACAAAACCGGAAAAGACCACUGACAUUCUGCUGUGAUGGCUUAAUCACUUCAGAAAAUUGUUAUACUGUUUCAUUUGAAACAGGUAACGCCACGAAAAAAAUCGAAUAAACACGGUACAUUUGCUAAAGGGCAAGAUAUGAGAGUUCACUUAAAACAGAAAUGUUUGUUUUUUGAGUGAUGAUUCCUUUAUGUAUUUGUCCGGAAAUAUGUUUCUAUGAGUCAAGUGUUUAGAAAUUGUGAUACGGUUUCAUUUGAAACAUGUAACGACACGAGAAAAAAUGAAAGUACUAAAAUGUCAGAUAUGAGAGUUCACUUAAAAGAAAAAUGUUUGUUUUUGAGUGAAGAUUUUUUAUAUAUAUAUCCGGAAAUAUGUUUCUUAGAGUCCAGUGUUUUAAAACCGUUUUCGUUUUUGUACCAGGCUUUAAUUAUUCAAAUGUACCAAUGUAUUUCUAUUAAUUACGCUUUUUCUGAUAUGAAACAUCACUCUAAUAUAUUUUUGUCUCGUGUGUAAUGGAGACGCUUGUUAUUUAUUCCAAACGCUUUUUGUAUAAUUUGAAAAGAAUAUUAUUCUUUUGAUAAAACGACUACACUAUAAUUUGCACUAUAAAAUGACACUUACAAUGUAUGUUUUUUCAGUGCAUUUUGGAAUAUGUGUAUUUCUGAAAUUGAUUAGAUGGAUUAUCAUGUUUCUAUAUAUAUAUAUAUUAAUAUAAACACAAGUUGAAAAUAUGUGAAUGUUAAAGAAAAAUUAUCUUCAGUAAUUGCAUUUUGUCAUAUACACGCAUGACGAUUCAGUUGUACUUUGAUUUAUGUUGUAUGCACAAGGGUUUGUGUAUAUUUUGGAGGGAUUUAUGUAAGCUAGCCUAGUGUAAUAAGGUAUAUGUGCCAUUUUAUGUUUCCGUGUUUUAUCUAAUUAUAAACAUAUGACAUUAUCUAAUUAUAAACAUGUAACAUAUACAUGUACACCUAAAGCCCUUGGUAUCACCGACGAGCCCGCGAAAGAUGACAAACAAUUAUGUCUUGUCCCAAGACCACUGACGAGCCCUAUAAAUAUCGGAACAAGCUCAAUGAUGCCCCUGCUAUCAUUGACGUACCCUAGCGAGAUGAGAAACAGUUGUAUGAUGUCUCUAGUAUCACUGACUUACCCUAAAGAGCCUAUGAGAAACAGUUGUAUGAUGUCUCUAGUAUCACUGACGUAACCUAGCGAGAUGAGAAACAGGGGUCUCUAAUAUGAUUGACGAGCCCUAGAAAUAUGAAACACAUCCGUGUGAUGCCUUUAGUAUCACUGACGUACCCUAGCGAGAUGAGAAACAGUUGUAUGAUGUCUCUAGUAUCACUGUUGUAACCUAGAGAGAUAAAAACAAAAAUAGCUGUGUGAUGUCUCUAGUAUCACUGACUUUCCCUAAAGAGAUGAGAAACAACUGCAUGAUGUCUCUUGAAUCGCUGACGUACCUAGAGAGAUGAGAAACAGUUGUAUGAUGUCCCAAGUAUCACUGACAUACCUAGAGAGAUGAGAAAUAGUUGUAUGAUGUCCCAAGUAUCACUGACGUAACCUAGAGAGAUGAGAAAUAGUUGUAUGAUGUCCCAAGUAUCGCUGACGUACCUAGAGAGAUGAGAAAUAGUUGUAUGAUGUCCCAAGUAUCACUGACGUAACCUAGAGAGAUGAGAAGCAGUUGUAUGAUGUCCCAAGUAUCACUGACGUAACCUAGAGAGAUGAGAAACAGUUGUAUGAUUUCCCAAGUAUCACUGACUUUCCCUUAAGAGAUGAAAAACAACUGUAUGAUGCAGUCAAAUUAAUGGUUUGCUCCAACGUCUCUUACUAUCAAUUCAUUUUGAAAUGUGCUACAUGAAUUAUCUUGUUUGUGUUGAUACUGAUCCAAAUAUUCAAGAUAUGGGCGAUAUUAAUGUAUUCAUAUAGACUGAUAUAUAACAUACAUGUAGACGAUGUACUUCAUAUGAUGUCAUUGACGUGUCAUGUAAUUUGUUGUACUGGUAGAGGUAUGAUAAUGGUCAUGAUUUGGUAAUGAUCUGUAGAGAGGUUUAUUUCUACUUGUUACACUUGAUAUUAUACUUUGGAAUUCCCUGGUAAUUUCUAGUGCCACAUUCCGGAAAUGGACUAUCAGAUACGAAUUGUACAUACAGUCACAAACUCGGUGUGACGUCUAGUGCAGGAGAGGCAAGAAUCUGGACUCUGACGUACAUGUUUUGUCGUGUCAUAUCGUGGGCAACAAACCAGAUUACUUCCCAGAAUGCGAUGGUUUGAUUUAAAUAAAGCUUUAAUAGUAUGCUCUGAUUGAAGUUCUAGCAGACCUAACUAUGUGAAUUUUUACUUUGUACCAAAGAUUUGCAGAGCUUUGACUCAAUGCUCAAACAUAUGGUUUACAUGUAAUACUCUGCCACGUGGCUUAAUAAACGUCUAUAUAAAGUAUC